AUGGGAACCAAGUCGAAGAAGAAGGCCAAGACGCGUCUUGAUGCCUAUUACCGACUCGCAAAGGAUCAGGGCUUUCGUGCCCGCUCGGCGUUCAAGCUUAUUCAGCUGAACCGCAAAUACGACUUUCUUGCAAAGAGUCGCGUGCUCGUCGACCUCUGUGCGGCGCCAGGUGGUUGGUGCCAAGUCGCAGCAAAGCACAUGCCGGUGGGCUCAAAGAUCGUUGGUGUGGAUUUGGUGCCGAUUGCCCCCAUCCGUGGGGUGAAGACGUUCGUCGGUGACAUCACAGAUGACAAGACGCGGAAGAUGGUUGUGACAUACCUCAAGAAGGAGCCGGUGGACUGCGUCAUUCACGAUGGUGCCCCUAACGUCGGUGGUGUCUGGUCGCGUGAUUUGUUUGAGCAGAAUGCGUUGGUUCUGCACGCCGCCAAAAUGGCCGCCUCCAUGCUAAAGCCGUCGGGGUGGUUUGUCACGAAGGUGUUUCGCUCGCAGGACUUCCACAAGCUCAUGUGGGUGCUGAAGCAGCUCUUUGAAAAGGUGGAGGCGACGAAGCCACUUGCCUCUCGUAUGGAGUCGGCUGAGAUCUUCGUUGUGUGCGCCGGCUUUAAGGCACCGAAGCACCUGGAUCCCUCCAUGUUCAACGCCCAGAAGGUCUUCUCGGACGUGGGCGAGGAGAAGAUCUUGACACCCUCCGGGGCCUUCGUUGUGCCCAAGUCUAACGUGCCGGCGGGGUACAGUGAGUUUGCCACGGUUUCCCACCAUGUUGCCGCCUUCUCUGAGUUUAUUCACUGCACGGACCCGAAGGAGUUCCUUCGCUCGCACCACGAGCUGCGCUUCGCCGCCGCGGAGGACAAGGCUUACCUGAAAUCAAAAUACUCCAAGAAGGAGCUCGUGUACCUCUGCGGGGACCUGCAGCAGGUGGGCGACGCGGAUAUACGGCGUAUGCUGCGCUGGCGGGAACAAUUGCUACGCGAGCAGGCGGCGGAACAGCAGCAGCAGGGGAAAAACGUGGACGACGAGGAGGAGGUGGGCGGCGCUGACGGGGACGAUGACGACGGUAGCGUAGAAGAAGACAGCGGCAACGCAGGGAUUGACCUGGACAGUGCGGAGGGCGUGGCGAGGAUUGCCCGGGAGCUGUUGGAGCUGCGCAAGAAGCAAUCCAAGCUGCUGAAGCGGAAGCAGAAGAAGAUUGUUGACCGCAAGCUGAAGCAGAUCAAGGGACUGAUCAACUUCGACCCCAACGCAACUGCGCAGGACGCGGCAGAGGCGGCUGGGUUGAUGGAGGACGCCGAAGUAAACAUGCAGGGCGAAGGGGAGGCUGGCGACGGCGAACUUGACGACGGCGACGACGGCGAGGGAUUUACCGUCGAGAAGUUGGCGACCGUGGACGAGGCGCUGCUGGCAAGAAUGUUUGACAAGCACUGGGAGGAGCCGGACGAGCGCCUCAACGACCCCUUGAACCCCGUCAUGAACGCCAACCUCAACGCUGAGCAGGACUGGGACCUGGGCGAGGCAGCGGACGGCAGCAGCGAGGCCAGCGAGGGCGGCAGCCGGCCGCUGCAGCUCGUGGAAGGCGCGGAAGACGCUGCCGACGUAGACAACUACGGCAACUACAUCCCCGCGAAGCGCUCGGCUCGCGUUGCCCUCUACGACGAGGGCCUUGUGCCGGAGGACGGCGAGGAGGUGGACGCCGCGCUGCAGAAGAGGAAGGCGAAGGACCAGCAGGACCUUGAGGACGCCGGCAAGCAGAGCAAGUGGCUUAGGCACCACGUCAACGUGGAGAAGGUGCUGAACCAGACCUUCCCGAAACCGCGGGAUAAUAACAAUAAAAAGCGGAAGCGGCUGCUCGAGGAGGAUCGCGUAGAGCUGACGGCGUCGGCGCCGCUGCACGAGAGUGACAUUCACGGCGCGGGUGGUGCGGCGCGCAAGCGGACGCGCUUCGACGACCGCGUGGCUGACGACAAGGACGAUGAUGACCAGAGCGUCUCCAGCCUGUCGGAGGGCCGAUUUAGCGAUGACCACAGCGAGCUGGAGGUGUCGGCGGGGCGCCUCGACUCCCGCCGUAAGCGGGCCAUCAUCCCAGACGUUGGGAAGCUGACCACGCAGGAGCUCGUGCGGCAGCAGCGGAAGCAGACGCUGAAGGACAACGCGGCCACCCGCAAGCAGAAUACGCGCAACAAGAGCAGUGCGCGCAAGGAUGAGAUGGGCUUCGAGGAGAUUCCGGUCGCCCUGACGGAUCCACACAUCCGCGCCCGCACGUUGGCGCUGGCGACGAAGAUGCUCGACCCGAAGAGCCGCCGCGACAUCCUCGACGCCUCCAUCAACCGCUACACCUUCAACGACGACGACGACCUCCCGGACUGGUUCAUCAAGGACGAGCAGCGCAACUGCAAGGUGAUCCUCCCCGUCACCGCGGAGGAAAUCGAGGUGCAGCGGCAGCGUUUCCGCGAGCUGAACGCGCGGCCUGGGAAGAAGGUGAUGGAGGCCGUGCAGCGCAAGCGCCGGCGGGCGCAGCACCUCCUGCGUGCCAUGAUUGAAAAGGGAAAAGCCGACCCGCGGGCACGCGAGAAGGCGAACAACGCCUCCGUGCGCAAGCUGAUGCGCUCGCAGGCGGUGAAGGGCGACGGCAGGCGGAAGAAGAAGGGCCCGCUGGACGCAAAGAAGAUGGGCGAAAUGCGGCGCGCAAAACAACGACUCAAGCGCCGACGUUAA
Trypanosoma conorhini is the source of this 2709-nucleotide messenger RNA. RefSeq names its product putative FtsJ cell division protein. Gene Ontology annotation, cellular component: nucleus; nucleolus; preribosome, large subunit precursor. Gene Ontology annotation, biological process: rRNA methylation; maturation of LSU-rRNA from tricistronic rRNA transcript (SSU-rRNA, 5.8S rRNA, LSU-rRNA); maturation of 5.8S rRNA from tricistronic rRNA transcript (SSU-rRNA, 5.8S rRNA, LSU-rRNA). The coding region runs from base 1 to 2709 and encodes 902 amino acids. NCBI's taxonomy places the organism in Eukaryota, Euglenozoa, Kinetoplastea, Trypanosomatida, Trypanosomatidae. The transcript has a single exon. Gene Ontology annotation, molecular function: rRNA (guanine) methyltransferase activity; rRNA (uridine-2'-O-ribose)-methyltransferase activity. The record is from RefSeq and is a predicted model, not a curated record.